UUGGUUUUUUUUCACAACCAAAAACAUUCGUUCGAAUUCAAAAUCAUUCGAAAUUCAACAAAAAUUCAAUAAUGGUUUCAACAAGUACACCAAAACCAUCGGUUGCAAGAUCAACACGUAGUCGAACACCAUCACGUAUACCGACACCGGCUAUAAAAAAAUCCAAAUAUUCUAUAAUGAUGACAUCGACACCUAUACAAAUGAAGCAGACAAAGAAAAAAUCAAAAUCUAGUACCAAAAAAGAAUGGACAAAAACACCGUAUAAAAAAUCCGAUAUUAUUGGAUCAGCACAGAAAAAAAGUAAUAAAAAACCACAAGUAAAAAAACGAAAAUCAAUCGUUGUUGUCGAUGAUGAUGUGGAUAUGGAUAAUGAUUUGGAUGAAUAUCGGCCAUCAAAAAAAUCUGCCAAAAAAACUCCAUCAAAGACAAAAAAAACAACGGAUAAUAAAAGUAUUAUAUCACCGGUUAUUGAAUUCAAUGAUGAUGAUAAUGAUGUUUAUGAAGAACAUCUAUAUGAAAAACAUGAUUCGAAUACUGGACUAUCGACACCAUCAUCAUUGGUACGACGUUCAAAACGUAUUCGACAACAUCAUCAUCAACAUGUAUCGGCAUUAAAUUCAAUAAUGGAAGAACAAUCCAAUGAAUAUAAAAAUGAUACAAAUCAAUCUAUAAAUGGUCAAUCGAAUAAUAGUAAUAACAAUAAUAAUAACGUUGCUGAUAAAUGGAGCAGUUGGUUAAGCUGUACGUUAAUGUGAUCAAAUAUGAGACAACAUGCAACAAAGGCUUCCAACAAGAAUUGUUAUCAAAGAAAAAAAAACGUACAAAUCACACAUAUUAUCAUUUUUUUACUUAUCCAUUUUUUUCAAAAUUUCGAUCUCGAUUUAUUUUCAUCCAUUCACAUCCCAUUCGAUUUUUUUUUUGUUUCAAUACUUCGCCAUUUAAGCAUAACAUUAGUGUUUCAUUGGUUUCGUUAUUCAUAUAUAAUAAUUAAUAAAAUAUAAUCAUCACUAUCUUAUAAAAUCAA
Dermatophagoides farinae (American house dust mite) is the source of this 1024-nucleotide messenger RNA. RefSeq lists its product as uncharacterized. The record is from RefSeq and is a predicted model, not a curated record. Lineage: Eukaryota; Metazoa; Arthropoda; Arachnida; Sarcoptiformes; Pyroglyphidae.